Adineta ricciae is the source of this 531-nucleotide messenger RNA. Lineage: Eukaryota; Metazoa; Rotifera; Eurotatoria; Adinetida; Adinetidae. The record is from the annotation of a GenBank genome assembly.
AUGUCAGCCACAGCGACUAAUUCAGAAAAGAUUAAACUGCGACUUCAUUAUUGGGAUUGUCGUGGCCGCGCUCAAGCAUUUCGCUAUAUGCUUGAGGAUAUUGCAUACACGAAUAAAAAUGUUGAUUAUAAAGAAGAUUUCGAACAAAUAAGCACUACGACGACAAUAUGGCCUGAGCAUAAAGCUGACAAAACAAUCUCUGGCUCAUUUCGAACCUUGCCUGUGCUUCAUUGGAAUGAUGAACACGUUUUUGGUCAAACUUUAACCAUAGCACAUUUGGUAGCAAGAAAAUUCAAUCUCUAUGGGAAAGUGACAUCAUCAGUCACAGAUCCUGUUUUACUCGAAGCUUAUCUCAACGGUGUUGCAAACUGUGCCUAUCUCGAUGUAAUCGUCAAUGUGUGCAUGUGUCUAUGGAAUACUCCUGAUAUUGAAAAUAAGACGAGUGCCGAAUAUUAUCCAAUCAUAGGCGUGAAGGAUAAAACCGACCAUUGCCGACUAUUUCGCAUUCGAAGCAUAUCUCGUUGCCCGUGA